Messenger RNA from Lachancea lanzarotensis, 1827 nucleotides. RefSeq names its product LALA0S04e01992g1_1. Bases 1 to 1827 code for a protein of 608 amino acids. Gene Ontology annotation, molecular function: zinc ion binding. Lineage: Eukaryota; Fungi; Ascomycota; Saccharomycetes; Saccharomycetales; Saccharomycetaceae. The transcript has a single exon. The record is from RefSeq and is a predicted model, not a curated record.
AUGGCGCCCAAAAAGACGUUGAAACAGAUCCUGGAUUCUGAACAUAUUGAAGAUAGCGAUGACGACAGCAAGGUUUUGGACACUAAAAAUGAAAUUUCUGAUGAUGAUGAAUCAAUCGAGGAUGAAGCCCAGAAUAAGGAAUACUGUGUCGAUUGUAAAGACAUGAAAACAGAAAUUUUGUGCAGGGAUUGUGAAGAGCACUUUUGUGUUGUGUGCUUCGAGAUGAUACACCGUACUGGCCGCAGAAAGAAGCAUGAGACUGUGAGAAUUAAACCUGAAGAAACAUCUUUUCCAUCCGCUGAAAAGGAGCAGCAAGAGCUGCAGGAAUCCAAUAAUCAUUCUACCAGUCUUCAAACAGACACACAAGCUCCGCAACCGGUCACAGAAUCCCCAAAUUCUAUCGACCAAAAGAUGUUGUCCAUGCUGGCAAAACAUUCAAAAUUUAUUCCUAUGCGACUUACACCUGAGGAAAGACACCUAUUGCGACUUCUAGAAGCCGCACUCCAGGUUUCAGAAUACACAGACCGUGUGGAUAUCAUUUCUUAUAAAUCCAAAGCCAAGCGAAUUGUUGAACAACUCAAAGAAAUGUGUUCAGUGUUGUGCGGUCUUGUCGUUGCUUCAAACUUGAAGGUUGGUAAAAAACUACUAGAAAUGAAAAACUUCAAUGAUUUCUCCUCAUGGUUUCAGGACGUCUUUGAGAUCGGAAGGCGCUACAAGAUUAUGAAUCCUGAAAAAAUGAGGGACACUUAUGGUAAAUUGUGUUACAUGAUCAUGGACUCGAGAUUACCACAAAUCGAGGAUCAUAUGGAAUUUCACCUCUUCAAGCCUAUCAAAACGGUGCACGACUACCUCAGCUCGAAAUCGGACGAUCAAGGGCAGGCACUAAAGAUUUUUGAGGACAAACUUAUAUUGUAUGCCACUUCUCAAGUUUCCCCCGUCGGGAGGUCUCGACCUGAGAUCAACAGGCUCAUCAAGCAAAAAGAGACUGCUAUUGAGAAACUUGUAGCAAAAUACAGCAGCAAGCAUUUCAGCAAAGAUGACCUUCGCCAGGUCCUUUAUUCGAUCGGAGAUUACAACGCAUACGUCAAUAUGAACCGUCGCCCCGUGAUGAGAAUGCUUGAAAGGCUGGAAGCCUUCAAAGAUCCGGCUAUCGCUUCUCAGUAUUCGAUAGGUAUUCAAUAUGGCAGAAAUGGGUCCCGUUUGACGCAUGAUCACGACCGUCAAAUGCAAUACGUACAGCAAUCGCUGACAUUAUGGUCUUCCAUACAACGAGAAAUGAUACAUCUAUGGUAUAUCGCAGACCAGGAUCUAUACAGCCCACACGAUUACAGACUAGCCUCUACUGGCCAAGGUCUGAAUCGCAUAAAGUCGUGUCCCGCCCUGUAUCGAGAAAUGCAGAAUAUUCUGAGAGAAUGUCGAUCUAAAUGCUCUAGUUGGGUGGGGUCUUCUGUGGUGCACUUGGGGGAUGACGCCGUGCCCAACGCACUUUUUUUCCUCGACAAGUAUAUCCAAAUUCCCAACAUCUUGAUCCCGUUCGAUCAGGCGCUAAUGAAAAUCAACGAUUUGGUCGAAAGUGACUCAGCCAUUCGAGACUACAUCGACAAUGAAUAUGGCUCCGCAGAAGACCUCAAGCUUGUCAUCUUACAAGACGCAUUUGCUCACAUGUUUGAUGGCUCAGGCGCUGACAAUUUUUACAUGAGUGGUUCAUGUAUUGACGGAAGGCUAACUUCAGCAUGGAAUCACACGAACUCUAUUGCGAAAAAGAAUUACUACAAGAUUUUUUUGAUGACAGGAUUCAUCGGAUUCAAUGGUCAUGAAGGUUUCUAG